AUGUCUGCCGAAACACCGUUAAACAAUGCGACUGGGUACACUACAUAUCCACCAUCGACAUCAACCCCGUUCGCCACCGCCAAUCCAGACGCAAGUCCAAAUAUAAACCCGAAUACAAAUCCAUCUACGUCAUCGGAUAACACCGGAGGGGUCAGUGCUACCGCAGACUCGAACCUCAACCUCCGCAGUUGUGUGACCUGCCGCCGCCGCAAGGUACGCUGUAACAAGAGAGAGCCAUGCUCCAACUGCGUCAAGGCGGGUAUUGAGUGUGUCUUCCCUGGCCCCGGUCGUGCGCCACGGAAACAGCGACGGCCGCCUGAUGUUGAGGUCCUGUCGCGAUUGAGGAGGUUGGAAGGUGUCGUUGAGAGUUUGGGAGGCACAGAGGCGAUUGAGAAGUUGAUAGCGGCGAGAUUGACGGGUGAAUCACCGGCGAAUACAAACUCGGCGAACACCAACGAGAAUAACGAUACUGGCGGAUCGUUUCGAGCGUCUGAGAUCGAGGAUAAGUCCGGUCCGAGGAUUGAGGAAUUGGAGCAGAUCCUCGAAUCUCCUAGUGAAGCAGACGAAAACGAGAACUCUCCUGAAGACUCAACGCAAUCGCCUAACAAUCGCAACCACGAUGCUUUUCUGUUUGGAUACAGUUCAGUGGCCCAUACUCUGCACAACUAUCAUCCGACCCCGACACAAGCAUUCAUCUUGUACAAAACAUAUGAGCAGAAUGUAUCACCGUUGUUGACGGUCGUACAUAGACCGACUAUUCGGAACCUGAUCAUCAAUGCAGCUAUGGGCGAUUCAAUAGACAAAAGUAAUGAGGCGCUUGUUUUUGCUGUUUAUCUCGUCGCUGUGAUUAGCAUGCCCCCUGAACAAUGUCUGGCGGAAUUAGGAGAUGACCGGGAUACGAUGGUCAGCCGAUUCCGCUUCGCGACCGAACAGGCUCUAGCGAGAGCAAACUUGUUAAAUUCACGCAACAUAAACCUGCUGCAGGCCGGUGUCUUGCUCAUCUCGUGUAUCCACAAAAUUGAUCAUGGCAGGUUUGUCUGGACAAUGUGUUCGGUUAUACUUCGACUGGCGACUGGUCUGGGUAUCCACCGCGACGGGACCAAUUUCGGGCUGAGCCCAUUCGAGACGGAAAUGCGCCGUCGACUCUGGUGGCAUAUAGUCAUUGUGGAUGUGCGAACUGCAGAGGAUCACGGAACCGAUCCUAUGAUUAACGAAUGGAUGUACGAUACGAGGAUGCCUUUGAAUAUCAACGAUGACGACAUUAGCCCGGAAAUGAAGUUUUUUCCACCCGAACGGGCAGGAUUUACAGACAUGACUUUUACCAUGAUCCGGUGCCAUGUCUCUAGGAACUAUCGCAAUUUGAUCAGUUUCCCUGGAGGAACGAAGUCGGUCACACCAACUUUAGAGGACCGCAAAAAGACAGUGGAAUGUUUGCACAAGACAUUGAAUGAGAAAUAUGUCAAGUAUUGCGAUAUGCAGGAACCGCUGCAAUGGGCGUGCGCAACAAUGGCGCGAUUGGUAGUAGCCAAGUUGUGGCUGGUUGUCCAUCAUCCCAUGCUCAAGAACAAUCUAACGUCGCUCUCCGUCGAGGAUCGCAAUAGAAUACUGUUAACGUCGAUCGAAGUGAUUGAGUUUACCCGACUUAUGGAAACGAGCGAAUCGACAAGACGCUGGGGUUGGUUGUUUGGGUCAUAUGUUCAAUGGCAUGCAAUUGCUUUUGUGCUUGCAGAACUCUGUGUCAGACCGCAGUGUCCGGGGGUCGAUCGUGCUUGGCUCGCGAUUGACUCGACGUUUCAUGAAUGGGAGCGCGGGUCGAUGGGAAAGAAGGGAUCAUUGUGGCGGCCGCUGACAAAGUUGUAUAAUAGAGCGCAAGCGUCUCGUGCGAAACGGUAUGGACCGCCGGGAACUGGUUGUCCAACGAUAGAUCAUAUACACGAUAUAACGCAGCCGCAGCCGAAACCGCAGCAACAACAAAGAAGUCAACCACAAAAGACAAAACCAGACCAGCAACGGCAAAACAGCACUAACAGCAGUCCCUACCAAAGAGACGGAAAUACACCCCAGUUCUCCAGUCCGGGACAAACAUCCCACGGCGCAGAUCCGAACUCUUCCAUAUCCGCCCCUAUAACACAGACGUCAACGAACAAAACUAAUACCACAAAACCUAUACCCGAAUUCAAUCUCGACAUGAGUAAAAAUAUACCCGACAUUCUGGGCGAUUUCAUGCCUCAAUAUACCAUGGCAAUAUCGGGUUCUAGUGACAACAAUGGGCCCAAUGCCUCGAAUAUGAAUAAUAUACCCAUCACUACGAGUGGUAUGAAUACCACCGAUAUAAACAAUCCAACAACCUCUACAUUCUCCUCUACUCCCGCCGCAUACAUCAAUCCUAACAACAAUGUCUGGACAGAAGACAUGCCGAACGCAUUCGGCAUGCCUAUGGACUGGGAACAGUUCGAUGAUGUGAUGCGCGAUUUCCAGCAGGAGUUUGAGCAGGUUGCCGGGCCGGACUCGGGGGAUUCCCAGAUACGUUUUAUGUGA
This is a messenger RNA of Talaromyces amestolkiae, 2538 nucleotides long. RefSeq lists its product as uncharacterized. Gene Ontology annotation, biological process: regulation of DNA-templated transcription; DNA-templated transcription. The coding region runs from base 1 to 2538 and encodes 845 amino acids. NCBI's taxonomy places the organism in Eukaryota, Fungi, Ascomycota, Eurotiomycetes, Eurotiales, Trichocomaceae. Gene Ontology annotation, molecular function: DNA-binding transcription factor activity, RNA polymerase II-specific; DNA binding; zinc ion binding. The transcript has 2 exons. The record is from RefSeq and is a predicted model, not a curated record.